Cajanus cajan (pigeon pea) is the source of this 807-nucleotide messenger RNA. RefSeq names its product dirigent protein 22. NCBI's taxonomy places the organism in Eukaryota, Viridiplantae, Streptophyta, Magnoliopsida, Fabales, Fabaceae. The record is from RefSeq and is a predicted model, not a curated record.
GUCCAAACAUCCCUCACUAUAAAUUCAUCUUCCAUAUUGGUUCUCUCCAUUCCAACUAGCACAUCAUGGCAACCCACUUCCUCAUUCUCUCCCUUCUCAUUUCUUACCACCUCCUCACUUUCACUGUAGCCGAAGAAACCGGCUUCGUGGGCUCACUAGACCGCGGAAAAUUGGGCCUGGCCCAAAAAGACAAGGUGAGCCAUUUCCGGUUCUACUUCCACGAGCAGUUCACCGGAACCAACGCCACCUCCGUCACCGUGGUGGCGCCGCUCCCAAAGUACAACUCCACCACCAACUUCGGCAUGGUGGGCAUCACUGACAACGCCCUGACGGUGGGACCCGACCGCGCCUCCAAGGUUGUCGGAAGAAUCGAGGGUCUGUAUGCUGCCACGUCGCAGUCGGAGUUCAACCUGUUGGUGGUUGUCAACUUUGCGUUAACUGAAGGGAAGUACAACGGAAGCACCAUCGCCGUGUUGGGGCGGAACCGCCUCUCCCAGAAGGUGAGGGAGAUGCCGGUGAUCGGAGGAAGUGGGGUGUUUAAAUUUGCGACGGGGUACGUUGAAACCAGCACUCUCUACCUUGAUUCGGAUAGGUCUACAAUUGAGUACAACAUUUAUGUUGCACAUUAUUGAUGCACACAACAUGAAUAGUGGCCAUUGGAGGAGGUUUUACGUUGUUGAUUUUAAUGUGAACAUUGCAAGAAUUAUAUACAAGUGAAAGAAAUAAAAGUGAGUUUAAUUUAUGGAACUGUAUGUACGUAAAUAUACCUACUAUCAAAUAAAUAAAAUACACAGUUAUUUAUUUAUU